AUGGGAAUACAUAGAAGUGGGGUGUACAACAUCACCACGUGGAGGUCACACACAACUGUUAGUGUAUACUGUGACAUGACAACCGAUGGAGGAGGAUGGACGGUCUUCCAACGAAGACUCGAUGGAUCCGUAGAUUUUUACCGGAAUUUUAGUGAAUAUGAAAAUGGAUUCGGUUCCGCCUCGGGACAAUAUUGGCUAGGUCUACGGAUUAUACAGGAGAUGCUUGGCAAAACAAGCCAUGAACUGCGCAUAGAUGUUGAAGGUUAUGAUGGGUCGAGCGGAUACGAUGUAUACAGUAACUUCAGACUGCAAGGUGCUGGAUAUACGUUCUACGUUGAUAACAGAACCCGAUCGUUCAAUACCCAUGAGACAGGUAACAUGACAAUGAUAACUGCUCGCUUUUGCGGCCCAUGA
This is a messenger RNA of Mya arenaria, 414 nucleotides long. RefSeq names its product microfibril-associated glycoprotein 4-like. Bases 1 to 414 code for a protein of 137 amino acids. The record is from RefSeq and is a predicted model, not a curated record. The transcript is spliced from 4 exons. Lineage: Eukaryota; Metazoa; Mollusca; Bivalvia; Myida; Myidae.